ACGUUGACGGGGCUUGCUUUAAAAAUGGCACCGAGCCAACGUCAUCGGCAAUUGUUUUACCUUAAAAAAGAUCAGAAGAAAAACAAUGGGAGGAAAUUAUCAAAACCAGAAGAAACGACCGAUUAUGGGCUUGUCUAUCCAGGCGGUGAUACAGCGUUCAAACUGCUAUUAUCAGCCAGAUUUUGCUCAGCGAUAUGGAGCCACAUAACGGAUUGCGAUGAGACCUUCAAUUAUUGGGAGCCGAGCCAUUACCUACUUUAUGGAACUGGUCAGCAAACUUGGGAGUACAGUCCAGAUUAUGCACUGCGAUCUUACACAUAUUUACUGCUACAUGUUGUCCCUGCAAAAAUCUACUGCUCCUUAUUAGAACCGAAUCCUGUACUUGUAUUCUACUUUAUUCGAUGCUUACUUUCAGUAGGCUGCGCCGUAUCAGAGGUAUAUUUUUACAAAAAUGUAUGCAGAGAAUUUGGAGUACACAUAGCACGUCUGACGUUAGCAUUUCUAAUUUUUAGCUCUGGAAUGUACAUUUCAAGCGCUGCUUUCUUACCUUCGUCAUUUUCAAUGUACUUAAGCACCGUGGCCAUAGCCGCUUGGUAUGAUCGUAAAUACGAAUUAGCAAUUUUUACCACCGCUAUUUCUUCAUUACUUGGUUGGCCAUUCGCUGUCUUGUUGGGCAUUCCGAUAGCAAUAGAAAUGCUCUUUCGUCGAAGAGAAUGGCUGCAGUUUGUCAAGUGGGCAGCUUUGUCUGGUAUCGUGAUAUUGGCACCGAUGGUUUGGUUCGAUUCCGUAUUCUUUGGCAAACUGGUUGUCGCUCCUCUCAACAUAGUCCUGUACAACGUGUUUACUAGUCAUGGUCCGGACCUGUACGGCACUGAACCGUUCAGCUUCUAUAUCUUGAAUGGCUUCUUGAAUUUCAAUUUCGUCUUUCUUGGAGCGUUGUUGGCCCCAUUUGGAUUGCUUGUAACUUGGAUGGUUGUACCCGCGAGACCAAGAAGCUCUUAUUGUCUGCCUUACUGGUACUCACUUGCGCCGCUCUAUCUAUGGAUCGCUGUAUUCUUCUUCCAGUCGCAUAAAGAAGAAAGAUUCCUUUUUCCAAUCUACCCCAUGAUCUGCCUAGCCGGAGCGAUAACAGUUGAUGUUGUUCAGAAGCUUUACUUCUUUGUCCGCACUCAAAUCAGCCCGUUACCAGUCACUUCUCAUUACUUACAACACACAGCGCCGAUUAUGGUUCUGUCGAUGAUUGUUUGCGGUUUACUUGGGCUCUCAAGAUCGUUCGCUCUUUACAAGGGCUAUUACGCGCCAUUAGAAGUAGUGAUGGAAGCCAACAAACUCGGAUCUGAUGGACAAGUACCAUCUGACGUAAACAUCAAUUUUUGCAUUGGCAAAGAAUGGCAUCGCUUUCCUAGCAGCUUUUUCUUUCCUUCGAACAAUUGGAGGCUCCAAUAUUUGCAGUCUGAAUUCACUGGACAGUUACCACAACCCUAUUCGGAUCAAGAAAAUGGCACGAGUAUUGUUCAGCCUCACUUUAAUGACAAGAACAAGGAAGAAACAUCUCGUUACUUCGACGUUGGAAGAUGUCAUUUUUUACUGGACUUGGAUCUUGGAAAAGAAUCUUCCCUGGAACCAAAUUACUCGCAUCAACCUGAUCAUUUUACAGUGAUUAAGACUGCCGAGUUUCUGGAUGCGUCUAAAUCUCAUCCGUUCUUCAGAGCAUUCUACAUUCCAUUCCUGUCGCCAAAAUACUGUAGCUACGGAUCUUACAACUUGCUACAAAGUACAAAGUUUAAAUUAAUGCCAGCGUCGUCUUCUGGCGGCAAGUCAAAAUUUCCGAGGGCACAAUAACGGAUAAUAAAUAACCAAA
Molecule: messenger RNA, 1861 nt
Organism: Diprion similis
Lineage: Eukaryota; Metazoa; Arthropoda; Insecta; Hymenoptera; Diprionidae
Gene: Alg9
Product: alpha-1,2-mannosyltransferase ALG9
Exons: 12
Coding region: 25-1842 (605 amino acids)
Biological process (GO): protein N-linked glycosylation
Cellular component (GO): endoplasmic reticulum membrane
Molecular function (GO): alpha-1,2-mannosyltransferase activity
Source: RefSeq, a predicted model, not a curated record